UAGUAAACAUGGCUGCUUCCUGAAGAGGUGAAGUGAGCCACUUGUCAGUAUAAACAUGAAUGUUGCGUGACCCUGAUUCCAUUUUCUGAGGAUUUCUUAAGAUACAUCAUAUUACUGACAGGCGACAGGGCCACAGGGGACUGGUUCCUACAAAGGUAAUAUAUUACUCUUUGCUACCAUUAUGAAAUUACUGGACGUUGUACAGUUUCGGAAUUCAAGGUGCUCUUUCUAUGCAUUAGUAAUACCAAGAAUAAUUUCAUGGCAUUGGAUUCUGUUCUUCAGGAAGCACUCAACCAUAAAGUACAGGAGGAACAUUAAAGAUUGUUACAGAAUUCUAGAUGUGCCUGAAGGGUGUUCUGUUGAGGAGGUCAGACAUUCCUAUCGAUGUCUGGCAAAGAAAUACCAUCCAGAUAGUGGCUCUGUCUCUGCAAAUUCUGGCAAGUUCAUGGAGAUCGAUGAAGCCUACAAAGCUUUGCUUACCCACCUAGAUAAAGAGGCAAAAAAGGGAGAAGGUCAAGACAAUGAAGAAACACAGACAGAAUAUAAAGUACCACAGCACAGGCACUACCUCAGCUUCGAAGGUGUGGGCUACGGAACCCCAAGCCAAAGAGAAAAACAAUAUACACAAUUCCGUGUAGAUCGGGCCACUGAUCAGGUUUUGGAAUUUAGAAAGCAAAAGCUGGAAAGGCAAUAUACCGAGAACUCAUUGGUGGCAAAAGAUGUGAGGCAAAGUAAGAAGGUUAAAAUAACUCAAGCCAUUGAACGCCUGGUGGAGGAUCUGAUACAGGAAUCAAUGGCAAAAGGUGACUUUGAUAACCUGAGCGGUAAAGGAAAGCCACUUAACAAAUUCUCAUACUGUCCACAUAUUGAUCCCAUGACUCACAACCUUAAUAGGAUAUUGAUAGAAAAUGGAUAUCAGCCGGAGUGGAUUCUCUUGCAGAAGGAAAUCCGGGAAACAAUAGGGACAUUGAGGAACAAAGUGUUGGCUUCUCGAGCAAAGCUGGGAGAUCCAAUGACUCCCCAAAAGAGAAAGCAGUGGGAGGAGACCUGCGAUGAGUUUAAAGAGGAUAUCAUGAAGCUCAACAAGAGAAUAAAUGACUUUAACUUGGUCGUUCCUCUUCUGAACAGGCAAAUGGUUCACUUUAAUGCGGCGAGAGAGAUCUCUCAAGCUGAGAAGACAUAUGCGUCCCAAAGGGAAACCGUGCGAAAAGCAGAAGAAAUUGAAGCAGAUAGAAUUGAAGAACUAAAGGACCAGCAAUUUAAGCUUAAAAAAAUUCUUCUGAAUUGGAUGAAACAAUUAAAAACAUUCUAAAUAUC
Molecule: messenger RNA, 1317 nt
Organism: Xenopus tropicalis (tropical clawed frog)
Lineage: Eukaryota; Metazoa; Chordata; Amphibia; Anura; Pipidae
Gene: dnajc28
Product: DnaJ heat shock protein family (Hsp40) member C28
Source: RefSeq, marked provisional